This is a messenger RNA of Contarinia nasturtii (swede midge), 1185 nucleotides long. RefSeq lists its product as uncharacterized. Gene Ontology annotation, molecular function: protein binding. Bases 28 to 1185 code for a protein of 385 amino acids. Gene Ontology annotation, biological process: SCF-dependent proteasomal ubiquitin-dependent protein catabolic process. The record is from RefSeq and is a predicted model, not a curated record. NCBI's taxonomy places the organism in Eukaryota, Metazoa, Arthropoda, Insecta, Diptera, Cecidomyiidae. Gene Ontology annotation, cellular component: SCF ubiquitin ligase complex. The transcript has 2 exons.
GAUUCGAAACACCUCGAAAUAAACAAGAUGUCAAGAACUGGACCACCAGCGGCAAAGCGGAGACGUAAAAAUAUCGAAAUUGCACGAUCUGAACAACAGCAAACCAAGAAUUUGAUGGAUCUUAAUGAUGAAUGUUUGCUAAAGAUUUUUCGAUAUUUGAAGCGUUCCGGAGAUCUGGGAAAGGUCGAAAAGGUUUGCAAACGAUUUGCUGAAUUUGCCGAGUACGCAUUCGUUUUGGAUAAUGGUGGCGCUCGUAUGGGAUAUUCUGGUAACUACGGCUAUGAACACACAGAAAAAAUGCUUCGCAUCAUCGGACGUCACAUUUCUUCGCUAUCAAUUUGGGAUUUUCAUUAUGGUAGAAAAACUUGGAACAAGAUAUUACUGUUGGUACAAGAAUAUUGCGCAAAGUUGAAAAAACUUCAGAUAAAAGGAUUCAUUGAUCGAAGUUUGUUUUCACAAUUGAAGCCGUUGUUCAAACGUUUGGAAAAAUUGUCACUUCACUGUGGCAGUUUGAGAAGCAGUGAUUUGGAUAUUAUGAAUAAUUUAAAAGCGCUGAAUGUUAGCGCUGGUGUUGAUAUGUUACUUCGCGGAUUUAGUCCGAUCAAACUGACCAAAAUGCAAGAAAUGAGUUUUCACGAUGCUUCCAAAAUUGACGAUGCAUCAAUGAUCCAUAUCAUAAAGUUGACCACAAACCUGAAGAAACUAUCAAUUUCUGGUGCAAAUAAUCUAACAACUGCAGUGUUUGAUGCGAUCGGUCAAUUGAAAGAACUGGAAGAGCUUGAAUUCUUAAAUCCAUAUAUGAAAACAUCUGAAAACUUCCAAGACGAUUUGAUGCAUUUGACGUCGUUGUGCAAACUCAAAAUAUUGAAGUUCAAUUGUGCAAAACAAACGUUAUACCCACUUCUUGAAGGACUCUCCACCAAUGGCUUUGCUCUCAUAGAGCUGGAACUCCAUAAUGGUUCUCCCAAUGAUCGUGUAUUUGAAAGCAUCUGCAAGAUAAAAACAUUGAAGAAGUUGAAUCUGUUUUAUAUGAACGGGCUCAAAGACGAACACAUCCUUGAAAUUGCCAAAGAAUUGAAAUUGCUUUCGGACAUUUUUAUCCGAAUUUCUCCAUCACUUAGUCAACUUGGAUUGCGGAGUUUGAAACCAAAUUCAAAAUGUCAACUAACUAUUUCCACGUGGUAA